Messenger RNA from Nasonia vitripennis (jewel wasp), 6390 nucleotides. Its product is annotated as MAP kinase-interacting serine/threonine-protein kinase 1. Lineage: Eukaryota; Metazoa; Arthropoda; Insecta; Hymenoptera; Pteromalidae. Bases 1374 to 2972 code for a protein of 532 amino acids. The transcript has 5 exons. Gene Ontology annotation, molecular function: calcium-dependent protein serine/threonine kinase activity; ATP binding; calcium/calmodulin-dependent protein kinase activity. The record is from RefSeq and is a predicted model, not a curated record. Gene Ontology annotation, cellular component: cytoplasm; nucleus. Gene Ontology annotation, biological process: peptidyl-serine phosphorylation; intracellular signal transduction; protein autophosphorylation.
GUAGAGAGCCGGCCGCCGGGCGACGUCGCGCGGCGUUGGCAGCAGUUGCGAGGCGGAGAAGCGGCAACUGCGCACUGCGAGAGACGAGAGUCGAGAGUCGCGCGAGCCGCGGCCGAAGGCAGGGUGGGGGGAAGCAGCUCAACUGCGCGAGCCGCGAGCAGCAAUAACUUGGGCCGGCCAUGUUGCCGCGGGCUCAGUCGGAAACCAACUGCCGAGCAGUGAGGGACGGUGAACGUAAGAGCAGACCGAUGUGUUGAUCGUGGGGAAUUUUGAUGAGCUUCCGAGCCCUAAGAGCGCUGCUGCUGCGUAAAGGAGCAACGAGCCAAGUCCAAGAGCGAAGGCCUGUGCGAUUGCCAUCAGCAGAGGAGGAACGUGUCACCGGUCGAGAAGAGGAGCAGAGAGGAGGCGCGAGACGAGGCGCGAGACGAGGUCCCAGCAGCAUCAGGGCCAUCGCCACCGUCGCGCCGCGCAAGCAGAGUCAGUCGGCCAUCAGUGGAGCUCGAGGAGCUAGAUCACAUUUUCGCCGCCACGCACAUCGCGGUCGACGGGAGGAGUUUCGCACUUGUGCGCGGAAGAUCGUCAGCAGAAGUCAGACAUAGAUAGAGAUAGAGAUAGAGAUAGAGGUAGAGGUAGAGGUAGAGAUAUAGAGGGAGAGGAGCCGGGAGCAUCGUUUCUGUUGCUCCGAGUCUGUGAUAAACCACCUACCACCUAGGAAACUGCGCGAGCGCGAAGCGAACUGCGCCACCACACCGUCUCGCAUCAUCGCAUCCAACAUCCUCGUUCUCGUUCUCGUUGAUCAUCGUUGAUCGUCAUCGCUCGAGCAGGAGGAACCACGACGAGAAGGCGCGCAUCAAACCUACGACUAGAUAGGCUUUAUAAUAUUUAUUUCAAUCUGUGAUAUACACCUACAUUACUGAUAUUAGCAGAGGCUCGAUUCGCGGAUAGUUGUUGCUGGUCGUGUUGCUGGAGAGCUGGCCAACCCGGAGAGUGCAUUAUACGUACACACACACACACACACACACACACACACGCGCGCGCGCGCGCGCAUACCUACUACUACCACGGCAGGAAGAGUCCAACUAGAUAUCAGUACCUAGUGCUUAGGCGUUUUUGUAUAUACGACUGACUCUUUUUUACGAUUAUUACGAUACGAUAUAUAUUAUAUACCGGUGCGAUAUAUCAAGUGCGCAUACGCGGCGACACUGACAAGAGAGAAUAUAUAUAUAUAUAUACAUUAUACACGUAGAGGAUAUUUCCGAGCGAUUCCGUGUGUGCGGGAGAGGAAGAGAGUGUGAGAUACGAGUCAUCGUCCACGACCACCUUCAUUUUUCUACGUAUACGAUAAACGACAAGGAAGAGAAGCCAGCGCUAAAAUGGUCGAGAAGAUAUUGGAGGAGCGCGAGGACGAGCAGCAUCAGCUGCAGCCGCAGCGGAGUCAGGAGGCCGGCAGAGGUGAGGCUGGCUGUCGGGCCGAUGUGACCUCGACGGGGGAGACGGUGUCGGCGGUGCAGGCGCGCCAGGAGGAGGCCCGUCGCAAGAGGCGCAAGAAGAAGCGCUCAUCGGGAUCAUCCCUCGUCUCGUCUUGCUUCCAAGAACUGUACAAGCUGACGGGCGAGGUGCUGGGCGAGGGCGCUUACGCCUCGGUGCAGACCUGCGCCAGCCUCUACACGGACCUCGAGUACGCCGUGAAGAUCAUCGAGAAGAUCCCCGGGCACGCGCGCGAGCGCGUCUUCAAGGAGGUCGAGACCUUCCACCACUGUCAGGGCCACCCCAACAUCAUCCAGCUGAUCGAGUUCUUCGAGGACGACGAGCGCUUCUACCUCGUCUUCGAGAAGAUCAACGGCGGCCAGCUGCUCAACCGCAUCCAGGAGCGCGUGCACUUCAGCGAGCGCGAGGCCAGCCAGAUCGUCGGCGAGAUCGCCAGCGCGCUCAAGUUCCUGCACAAGAAGGGCAUCGCCCACCGGGACCUCAAGCCCGAGAACAUCCUGUGCGUGCACCCGGACAAGCUGACGCCCAUCAAGAUCUGCGACUUCGACCUGGGCUCGGGCAUCAAGUUCAACAACAGCGCCUCCUCGCCCCUGGCCACGCCCCAGCUGCUCACGCCGGUCGGCAGCGCCGAGUUCAUGGCGCCCGAGGUCGUCGAGGCCUUCAUCGGAGAGGCCAACUACUACGACAAGCGCUGCGACCUCUGGAGCCUCGGCGUCAUCAUGUACAUCCUGCUCUGCGGCUACCCGCCCUUCUACGGCAACUGCGGCACCAACUGCGGCUGGGAGCGCGGCGAGAACUGCCGCGCCUGCCAGCAGAUGCUCUUCACCAGCAUCCAGGAGGGCAAGUACGAGUUCCCCGACGCCGAGUGGGCCUGCAUCUCCAAGGAGGCCAAGGAUCUCAUCAGGGGCCUGCUCGUCAAGCAGGCCUGCCAGCGCCUCAGCGCCGAGUGCGUCCUCGCCCACCCCUGGAUCAACCCGGGGCCCGCGGCUGGGGAGACCGCCAACCGCCCCCUCGCCACUCCUCAGACUAUUAGAAGGAACAACUCGGCCCGGGAGCUGUCCGUCUUCGCGGAGUCGGCCAUGGCCGUCAACCGCGUCGUGCUGCAGCACUUCUCGAUUAACCUGGAGGAGCUGCUGGAGAACCGCGAGCCGCGCCUGUCGACUUCUUCCACGGACGACGACAACCAUCCCUACGGCCACAUGUCGGACUCGAGCAGCGAACUCUCGAAGAGCCACUCGUCCGGCGAGUUCGAGCAGCACUCGGCGGGCUACGGUCGUUCCAAGUCGCAGACGCGCGAGAGCGAGUCCUCGUCAUCGGGCAAGAUCGGCAUCGUCGGCAAGUCCCGCUUCAUGGACAACGACCCGCUCAAUCUGUUCGGGCUGUCGCCCCCGAGCGAGAGCCGUCUGAUGCAGCGCCGUCUCAAGGCGCGCUCCGAUCUGCUGCAGCGCCAGAGUGCACCCAUCGUCGCCUCGCCAAGUGGCUGAACAGGGGCCGCACGAAUGAAACCUGCUGCGCCUCUCUCCGGCACCGCCUUUCUUCGAGCUGCUCUUCAACCAUCAUCGUUCGCCGUUUUUUUUUCAUCGCCGUCGCUACUGCUGCUGCUGCUGCCUCUGCUGUUGAUGUCGACGUUCCGGGAUGAACGAUUCCCGAGUUUUCCACCAAACAGCUCUCACCACUGAGACGCCACCGCCAGGAAACGUUCAUCCCUGACGCCUGUGAGCAUUGUGCAGCUGCAGCCGUACUUUAUAUGGACACACACAUGUACACACUCACGCGUACACCCUACAGACGCUGUAUGUAGAAGCGAGAACACUGCACUCAAUGGGAUAUGCAUUGACAGUUGACCGAAUCGAUUGAUCUGUGAGUUUGCUAUUGUGCAACGGGUUUGCAUGGCUCGUCGUGUGACGGGUCCUUUGUGCCAUGCGUAGUUUUCUUUCUGAAAGGAAGCAUACCUAUGCUUCGUGUUUGUUUUUGUACGGUAUGAUUGGUAUGUUCGACGACUGUCGAAGCACCGUCCGAUCAGUUCGGCUUUAUUCAUACGCACUGGUAGUCAAAGUUGAUUUUUUAUGUUGCUUGUAUUCGAAUACAUGUAACCUUCAAUCAAGUUCUCUCUUUUUAGUUAAUUUUUUUUCAGAUUGUGCGUAAUUUAUGCACAUUUUUUGGAUUUUCCAUGAGCAGACGACGAGCAACGAGGUAUGGUAGAGGAAGAUGCCACGUGGUAACUUUUCUCGAUGCCUACCCCACUAGCUCUAAUAUGACUCGUGGAAUCAAGUUUGAAUCAAUUUACUCGUUCAAUUGAGUUUAUUUUCGUUUCAAUAAAAAUUAUCAAAACGGCGAAAAACGCGUGCAGUGUUCUCCUAGAUGCAUCAGUAUAGCUGUACACAUUGCUCAUUAGAAUCGUAAGGUUUAGCUGUAGAUCGUAAAAGUCUUGAUAAAAAUAACAAAUUUUUAAUGAACGGCAUAUAAUUAUAAAAAUGGAGUUAUAUCGCAGAAAAGACGGAUUUAUCAGACCAUCUUCUUUACAAGUGCUUAAAGAGUUUAAGAUAUAAAAAAAAAAAAUCAUCGUAGCACCUAGUGCUUAAAGGAAUAAUUCACAUCGCGUGAAAUCCUUUAAAAUUUGUACCUGUGUUGUAAGUGAAUUAGGCGGGAGGAAGAAGAUAUUACGAGAUUAAUGAAACGAGUUUUUGACAAGAAAUCGUAUGCUUGAGAAAAAUAUUUACAAUUUAGCCUGCAUAUUAUAUGCGGUACACAAUUAUUAUUGAAAAUCUUUGCUUUCUUAUUCAUUUUAUCUGUGCAUUCAAUCGCAGUCAAAAAUAAUUAUUCAUAUCAUAUCUGGAACAAUCAGUGUAAAUCAGAUAAAUUUUAUAAAUUAUUUUAUGUUAAAAAUGAAUAUUUGCAUACUCUUCUUCCCGUGAAUUUUGUAAGAUUUGGCAAUUGAUUUUAAACGUUUUUCUCUUUUUUAUUGUUUAUUUCUACAAUAUUUUUGCCAAAUUUUACUGGUAUAAGAGAUAUCGGGGAUACUUAUAAUUAUUUUUCUUUAAAUCGUUUUUGGGCAAGAUGCGCCAAUUUCAUCAUAAUUAAAUUCCAAAAUACGCAAUCAGUUACUUUGAUUACCACGAAAGGUUUCUGGAAAACUAUUACGAUUUCACGCAAGAACUGGUGGUCUGCGAUCGUUGCGUUCACAUGUCUUGACGAUUUUUAGUAACGUACCGACGUAGAAUUAAAGCCUAUUUCUGGUUUUGUAGUUCAUAAGAAUACCGCGGAAUCUCUCAAAGUAUAUACGUCAAAUUCAAUCUUGGCACGAAUGAGUUUGCAAUAUUAACAGUAUUUAUUUAAAUCUAACGUUGGUCUGACCAUAACAAAUAAGCUUGUAUUACAAAACAACAUUUCGUAAAAUCUUUGAAUUUGGCUUUGACGAAAUAUUUUUGAUGGGAAUCCGCAGAAUAUACUAGUGUACAUCAAAGUUAUUACACUAUAGAAAAGAUGUGCAGAGUAUAAAUAUUAUAAUGUCUGGACCCGAGCGAAGGAAAAGUAAAAAAAAAAAUACAAAAAAAUGCCAAUCAAUAGCCCCGGUGGUCUUUUAAACUCUUCAAUUCACGCCAAAAUACGAUUGUAACGAUGUUUCUCCGUGCCAGUGUUAUUAUCGUUUUCUGUUUUCCAACACAAUAACAGAGGAAACAAAUUUUGUCUACUCCCGGAGAGACAUCGCUCGUACGCUCUGAUAACAAUGUAAAUGGCGUGUUUUAAUUCUAAUUACUAAUGCACGCGGCUAUAAUAAGUGAUGGCCACAGCGCAAGUGAUAUAAUCGAUGUAUCAUGCAAGGCGAGCGUACACAUGAUAAGGCGACAAACAGAAAAUAAUGAAAACGUAAUUUCGUCCAGACGCUGGCGCGGAUGAAAAAAAUUCAGUCGCUUUUUUAGUUUUUCGUUUCUUCUUCCUCUACUUCUUUAUUUUUUUCUUAUUCACGAUUAAAGUCAUUUUAGACUUAUACAAAGAGCGCAUGAAGAUUGAAGCGAUUACAAAUUGCGUGCGUUGUGUAAAUAGACGGGCGGAAAGAAAGAGAGAGGCGAAAUAAGAGAAAAAAACUGAGAAAAGGACGAAUAGCUACUAAGACAAGUAAGCGUCAUGUAUUUUAUGAAGACGAGAAACCACAAAAUGGCCAUAAUACGUGAUCGACGCACGCGGGCGCGGCGAGUGAAUGACUUGAAUAUUUGAUAUUGCGGGAAUAAAUGACGCGAGCGACAAAUGUUUAAAGAAAUCUAACUAUUAGUUUGUAAGCGAAUUGUAAAAGAUGCGCCGUAACGGCUGCUAAGCGUGAAUGUGCGAAAUCAAAUGUGAUUGAACGUCUGCGUGUGUGUACGUAUACAUUUAAGCGUUGGGAUGCGCAGAGAAAGGGAACAUGAAAUUUUGUUUCGGUAACUUUUUCUCUAGCGCCGCUGCGAUCGUCAGAUUGUUGAACGAUCGUACACGAAAAUCCAUCAUUUGUAAUUGAAACAAUUUUGACUGUAAAAGUUUAACGAUGCUACAGUUUUACAUACUUUCCAUGUUAUGGUAUGUUCUGGAGUUGACUCUCAUUGUAAUUUGAGCGCAGGCAAACAAAAAUUGAACGGUAUUAUAAUAACUGGCUCUAAUAAGAACAGUGAGAAGAAUUAAUGAAUUAGCGCAGCGGCAGUUUAUACACACAUGUACGCGUAGAGAGAUCGCUCUUUCUCUCUUCGAUGCGCGAAGCAAACAAAUAUUAAUUUAUGAAGGGUAAAACAUGCGAGAUGUUACUUCCAUCGUUGAGCCAGCUGCCAAAGUAUGCGGGCUCGAAGGGAGAGAGAGCGAGAUUUUCGUUACUUUUUUAAAAAGCAAGCUAAAAAAUGUCCAAAAAAAAAUAAAAAAAAUCACGAAUCUUUUUAA